CAUCCACAGAGGAUUUCAUCUCUUUCUUACAGAAAAAAACGAAAGUGAUACGGCCAAGAAAAAGGAAAAAAAAUAAAAAUGUCGAUAAUUAAUUACACACAAAUCUGAUACUCCGAAUUCGAUCUGUUUGUGAUUAAUAGUACGACUGAACUUCUUUUUUUUCCCAUCAUUCAAUCAAUUUCUCUCCAAUUCAGCUAAAACCCUAUGAAAUUAAAUUUCCCCCAAAAUUAACUGUUACUUUUUUCCGGCGAAGUUCGAUCUCGAUUUCUUUUUUUCUGUUCAGCGGCUUUUAACCCAGCCAAUGCAAUGGUGGUCUGUAAAUGCCGCAAGGCGACUAAGUUGUAUUGCUUCGUCCACAAGGUGCCGAUUUGCGGAGAAUGUAUAUGCUUUCCGGAGCACCAAAUUUGUGUGGUUCGAACGUAUUCUGAGUGGGUGAUUGAUGGAGAGUACGAUUGGCCUCCUAAAUGCUGCAACUGCCAGGCUGUGCUUGAAGAUGGGGCGGAUCCUCAAACGACACGAUUGGGUUGUUUGCAUGUUAUACAUACUAAUUGCUUAGUGUCGCACGUGAAAAGUUUUCCUCCACAUACUGCUCCGGCCGGAUACACCUGUCCAGCCUGUUCAACUCCGAUAUGGCCACCAAAAAGUGUCAAAGAUUCAGGAUCACGUCUUCAUUCAAAGUUGAAAGAAGCAAUAAUGCAGACUGGUCUGGAGAAGAACUUGUUCGGCAACCAUCCAGUUUCAUUUGGAACAGAGCCCCGUAGUCCUCCACCUGCCUUUGCCUCAGAGCCGCUUGUGCAUCCAUCUCUUGGGAAAGAUGCCGACCCUACAAGACCUGCAAGUUUGGACAUAGUGUCGAUCGAUGGACCGAGCUCUGCCACGUCAUCUCUACCAAAUCACGAAGCCAAUUUCAUGAAGAGCACAAGUCCUACUGCUCCUGGUGCAACCACGCGGAAGAACGCACUGCAAGUUGAAAGGCAGAACUCGGAAGUUUCGUAUUAUGCCGAUGAUGAAGAUGCAAAGAGGAAGAAGUACUCGCGAAGAGGUACGUUUCGUCACAAGUUCUUGAGGUCACUGUUGCCUUUCUGGUCAAGUGCAUUGCCGACUCUACCAGUGACUGCACCACCAAGAAAAGACGAGGAUGCCCCCGAAGGUCGUGCAAGACAUCAUAAGUCUUCAAGAAUGGAUCCAAGGAAACUCCUCUUAAUUAUAGCCAUCAUGGCAUGCAUGGCAACAAUGGGUAUUCUGUAUUACAGAAUCGCACAACGUGGGUUGGGCGAAGAUUUGCCUGACGAUGACCCGCAAUGAUUGAAACUUGAGAAAGUGGUAAUAGGCGAACGUGGUCUAUUGUUCUUCGUCUUCGUGCUUGUUCUUGUAACUCCGGUUAUCAAGAUUUUUUUUUUUAUUCGUGGGUGAGUUAUGACUGUUUUGUCUGGAUAAUAAUGAUGCCCUUUUUUGUUAUAGAAGUUAUCGGAAUCUGUAGCAGUAGCAACAAAUUACAUGUUUAUAAGGAACUACAUUUCGCGAGUUUGGUUGUAUGCUUCGAAACCUUUUCUUAUUUUAACCUAAAACUGAGAUCGAUCUUGUUAUCCA
This is a messenger RNA of Erythranthe guttata (spotted monkey flower), 1590 nucleotides long. Its product is annotated as RING/U-box superfamily protein. NCBI's taxonomy places the organism in Eukaryota, Viridiplantae, Streptophyta, Magnoliopsida, Lamiales, Phrymaceae. Gene Ontology annotation, cellular component: Golgi apparatus. The record is from RefSeq and is a predicted model, not a curated record.